This is a messenger RNA of Artibeus jamaicensis (Jamaican fruit-eating bat), 3052 nucleotides long. It is a transcript of the gene CTNNBIP1, whose product is annotated as catenin beta interacting protein 1. The transcript is spliced from 6 exons. Bases 492 to 737 code for a protein of 81 amino acids. The record is from RefSeq and is a predicted model, not a curated record. Gene Ontology annotation, biological process: negative regulation of Wnt signaling pathway. NCBI's taxonomy places the organism in Eukaryota, Metazoa, Chordata, Mammalia, Chiroptera, Phyllostomidae. Gene Ontology annotation, molecular function: beta-catenin binding. Gene Ontology annotation, cellular component: nucleus; cytosol; beta-catenin destruction complex.
UACUCUGCGGGGCGUUGCCGUGGUCUUGCCUCCGCCGCCUGCUCGGAGCCAGAUGCCGCCCCCUUCGCGGGUCCCACCCACGGCGGUCUGGCGCCUCCCUCCCUCCCCGCCGCGGUGACUCACGGAGCAGGAGGCGGAGGCUGAGGUGGCCGCUCCCGCUGCUGCUGCUGCUGCUCCUGCUGCUGCUGCCGCCGCCGCGGCUGUUUGGGGUGAUCGCGCCCCGGAACAGGCCGCCGCGCGCCGUGCACGGCCCCGCAGCCCCCGCCGGCCCGGCCGGGUCGGGCGGCCCAGGAAUCUCUAUUUUGGGUGAGCUAUUCUUUUUUGGACGUGGAAGUUUUUAUGAUCGAGUAUCUUUCUGGCAGACACAUGACUUUUCUAGAAGCAGGGCCGCACCCUCCUAUUUCUCCCCGGCCUCAGCCCGCCCGUCACGGUUGAGCACCUGUCCUCCUGAAGCUGAUUUCCACAAGCAGGAUCCCAGAGCUGGCCAGGGGAUGAACCGCGAGGGGGCUCCCGGGAAGAGUCCGGAGGAGAUGUACAUUCAGCAGAAGGUCCGGGUGCUGCUCAUGCUGAGGAAGAUGGGGUCAAACCUGACGGCCAGCGAGGAGGAGUUCCUGCGCACCUACGCGGGGGUCGUCAACAGCCAGCUGAGCCAGCUGCCACAGCACUCCAUCGACCAGGGCGCAGAAGACGUGGUGAUGGCGUUUUCCAGGUCGGAGACAGAGGACCGGAGGCAGUAGCGACGGACCCCUUGGAACACCCUGAAAGCUGGCAAGGGCCAAGAGAUCUGCGUGGACCUCGUCCAGCUGAGCGGCAGCAAGCAGGUCACCUUCCCCACCCUCGGCACCCCACCCACCCCGCCCCACGGCCACUCAGCAGGGCCGCAUGGAGGAAAACUCCAGUGGUGUGGCUCUCAUUGGCUUAAAGGGACGGACUCACGAUUGGCUUCAGGAAGAAACCCUUUUAUUUUUAAAUCUUGACCAACGGAAACCUUUUAUUUUUAUUUCUGACUCUUUUUUUUUUUUUAAUUUGCUCUUCGGUAUAUGGCUUCCCAAGAAGCUCUCUGAGCUCCGGUGCUUUAUUUGGGUCACUUUUUGGGAGCGUGAAGAUGUCGGAUUGGCUGGCUGAUGGGAAACAGUGUUUUUCUUUGAUUGGCUGCAGGUGUUCUGCUGAUGGCACCAGCUUCUCUCUUUCGAAUGCUGAAAACAGGGUUUGGGACAUUGGUUGUUAUAUUUGACUUGGAAAAAAAAGAAAGAAACCAAGUGCGCUUUGCAAUAUUUAUUACACAGAGCUUGCUGCUUUUACAUGUUUUGUGUUUGCAUUCGAUUGGCUUUCGGUAGGUGUUUGGUUUCCCAUCGGCUCACCCAUGACCCCCCCCGCCCGUUGCCAUGGCCUCUGCGGCCGGGUCCACCUGGACAGUGCGUUUGCGUUAAUGGCCACACCUGGGUCUGCCAGCAAGGGGGCCUCGAGGACCCCGAGCAGGAUGCAUAGCUGGAAAACGGGGCCCCCAGGAGAUCUGCGUGGUUGUGAAGGAGCGGUCUGGGGCUUAGAGGUGACCAACUGUUAGCCGGGAUUUAUAUGCAUCACUUCCAGGAGCCGGCAGCCAGCCAGCUUCCCUGGCCGGGAUGGAACUGCCCCUCCAGCCCGCCCGUGCUGAGCCGAGGCGAACGGCGCUGGGCAGCUCUGCUCUGUCGCCGUUCCUGCUGUAUCCCACUUCCCGAGGCCUUGUCUGGGGGCUGCUCCUCCUGCACAGGGUAGGAGCUGCUCCCCCAGCUGCAAUACCCCACCAUGUAGCACAGGUCUCUGCCAAGGGGUCCGGAACCCACCCACCCACAGACCCCAGCUGGGCUCACAAAGCCAGCGAGUGCUUUGACCCCAAAUGCCACCCUCCUACCCCCCAGCAAGGCUCCAGAGGCAUCUGCUACUGGGACUGCAGGUCCCGGCCAGCACAUGGGCUCUCUCAUCGGGGCCUGAACCUCCCGCUGCUCUGCCCUCCAAAGGGUCUCUCCACGUCAGCCCGGAAGGGACAGCGACAGUGUUCAUCUACAGAGCGCUUCCUUGAGCCAGGCCUACCAGGCUGGCAUUCCAGCCCAGCCUGAGAAACACCUUGCAGAGCCCUGUCUUUGAAUGGCUGCGGGCACCCCAAGUCUUCCUACCUGCCCUCCCUCCCCCGGGGGGGCAGCCACCCUUCUCCCUCAUCUCUCACAGGGGUGGCAUCUGGGUGCCAAGGCAGAGGGAGAUGCUGGCCUCAGAGAGGGAAGCCUUCGCCCCCCCCCCCCCCCCACCGCCCCAGGCAGAUGCCCAUUCCUGCCCUCAGGACCCAGAAGCAAGAGAAGACUCUCAGAGCUAAACACGCCCCUUCUCCAGUCUCCGGCCUCUGCAGAGCACAGGGGCUGACUGUCACAAUGCCCCAGGUGUGAUCCCUGGAGAGCCCUGUGGUCCAUGGGAGGGUCACACUGUGCUGAAACUCACCCAGAAGGAGGACUCGAGUGUGGGGGCCUGGACCCCGUGUCCCAUGCUCCUCCGUGUACAGUCCCCUGGCCCUGGUGGCUGACUGUUAACUUCAAAGGCUGUUGGUCCCCAGGGGACAAGGACUGUGGGGACCCCAGUAGGGGCCUCAGAGCAUCUUAUCCCAGGGGCCAGUGUGUGCACACAUGUACAGGUGUGAGCACACACACUUACAAAUACACUCACGCUCAGCUCGGUGCCCCGCAGCUCCGAGCGGAGCUCCCAGCAGAGCCCCUGGGGAAAGGUGUGUCUCUCGGUCCCCUCCCUCCGGGUUGCAGUGUCUGUUGUCAGGUGUAGACGCCAGUGUCGCUGGCUGCCCCUCUCUUUGUACCUGUUGCUCCCGUCCAGGGUCCGUGCCAUGGCCCAUGCUGUGUUCUCUGCCCCAGCCUGUCCUUGUCAAGGUCAUGGCCCCCCUCUUGUAACAGUGGUGGCCCACUCUGUCUCAUCUUCUGAAGGGGAAAAGUGAAAGUGUGGCUGUGGUUUCCUAUUUCAACUAAAAACCUAUGUCUGUUGGAGAAGAAAAUUAGCAAUAAAGAUUUUUAAUAGC